AUGUUCGUUUACAAUUGCACGUAUGCACUUCCGUACAACAAGUACUUCCACUUGAUUAAACCGCUGAAGAAAAACGAAUUUCACUGUCGCGUUGUAACGUUGAUGCAUGCCGUCGUGGUGGUGCUUGCGUCCGCUUGGUCUAUUUUCAUUAAUCGUUCGUGGCCUUACUCGAGUCUUGGUGGUUCAAGCACUAAUUUGCAGAUAUUUGUGUGCAUUUUUUCAUUGGGUUACUUUUUGUUUGAUUUUGCAUGGUGCCUGUAUCAUAGAGCUGAAGGAUUCGUAAUGUUGUUCCAUCACUGCCUCACAAUGCUUGGUCUCUGGGUAACGUUGUUUAGAGAAGCUCAUGGAUCAGAAAUCAUUGCCACUAUAUUCUUUGCUGAGAUAACAAAUCCUUUACUACAAAUUAGGUGUUUUCAGAAAGAUGUAACCCAGAAUAUGCACAACAAACUAAAUGAUUCAAAACACGUAGCCAAAAAUAUUGCUGUGAUCGAUUUUUUAUUUUUCACAUUAUUUACAAUAAUGAGACUUGUUUUAGGCUCACACUUCUUAAUCAUGUACCUUUCAUCGAAAGAGCCUGACGUUUUAGCAAGAGCUGGUUGCAUAUGCAUAUAUGCAAUAAGUUGGCUCUUUUGGGUACAGAUGGUUAAAUAUAUAAAAAAAACAUAUUUUCAAAAAGAAAAAAACGACUGA
This is a messenger RNA of Helobdella robusta, 690 nucleotides long. RefSeq lists its product as hypothetical. Lineage: Eukaryota; Metazoa; Annelida; Clitellata; Rhynchobdellida; Glossiphoniidae. Bases 1 to 690 code for a protein of 229 amino acids. Gene Ontology annotation, cellular component: membrane. The record is from RefSeq and is a predicted model, not a curated record. The transcript is spliced from 4 exons.